AUGGCAAGUGACUACAACAACGCGGUGGAUCCCAAGGUACCGGUGCUGAAGGGUGAGACGCUGCAGGAUUUCACCCGGUACAAGCGCGCGGUGCAGGCCGCGGAGCUGAGCUGCGAGAGCGCAGAGCAGAAGAGAGCGCUCGGACCGAAGCUGUACCGCAACCUGCUGGGCGCGGAUAACUCGAUCAGCGUGCUGAUCGAGCAGUCGGAUCCUGUAGACUACGCGACCGAGGACGGCGCUCGAGUGCUGCUGAAGUUCCUAGAAGACCAGCGCUUCGCCAAGAGCAGCUUCAGAGAGCUGCCGAAGGCAUUCGACCAGUUCUUCGACCAGACGCACUUCGAGCGCAAGGGUGAAGAGCCGAUGGCAGCGUUCUGCACGGCGAUGGAGGUAGCCAAGCGGAACCUCGAGGAGGUCGACCCGGACACGAAGAUCAGUGCCAACGAGCUGGGCUACCACACGCUGAAGCGAAGCGGCUUGGACAGGGACGAGCGCAAUUUAGUGAUCGCCCGGGCGGAGGAGACGUUCGAUUUCCAGAAGAUCAGCAUGACCUUGAAGAAUCUCUUCCCCCGAGGCGGAGGCAAGCACCGAGAACGACAGGCUCGCGCCGGAUGGCGCUGGGCGAACUACGCGGACGGCGAUCCCACCGCGGACGAAGACGACACGGUCGACGAGUACUGGGUCCAGGACGACGACGGGUACUGGUACGAGUGGGACGAGGAGCGCGGCAUCUACGCGGCCCUCGAGGACGACGACGACGAGUGGGACAACAGCGACCUGUUCUACAUCGAGGACGGCGCGGACGCGUACCUCGCGAAUGAGGACGACGACUACCACCAGGCCCUCGUCACGCUGCGCGAGAGCCGCUUCAAGAUGAACAAGAUCAGGGCGGCGCGCGGAUUCUUCAAAGGCAAGAUCGACGGAGUCGUGGACGAGAGUGCUGCGGCCGGCGGCAAGGCGGCCGGGAAGGGAAGCAAAGGCGGCGGCAAAGGCAAGGACAAAGGGAAGUCAAAGGAUAAGAAGUGCGGCAACUGUGGCAGGAUGGAUCACGCUACGCAGGACUGCACGACGCCAAGAGCUUCCGGCCGACCGGCGAGCAAGGGCUUCAAGGGCCGCGGCAAGACGAGCAAGGCAGGACGUCCACGACGGCUGGGUUUCUGGGCCAUGACGACGCUGGUGUGCGUCAUGCCGGACCUGUUCAGCAACGGGGGUGUCGAGAGCCAGGAGGUCGCGAUGGUGAAGGUCGAGGAGUCCACUGAGCACGACAUCAUGAUGACCGACACCGAGAGCGACUACCACCUGCCCGACGUUCCCGAGGUCGACGUGAUGAUCUCGAGCGAGAUCGUCUCGGCCUCCUUGCUGGACAGCGGGGCCACUGUGGCGGUGGCCGGGCGCGGCUGGCUGGACAAGCAGAAGACGGAGCUGGCCAAGAAGAAGUGGAUCAUGCCGAUCGGGAUCGGCAAGGUGCACGUGAUCCAGGAGUACUUCGAGAUCCCUGGCGACAUGAUCGGCCUGACGAGCAAGAAGAACCUGGCGGACUGGAAGACGAACCUCUACUUACGCGAGGACGGCCAGUGGGCCGACUUCGAGGAGCUGGGCCUGUACGACAUGGAGCUGAUGAAGCUGCCCGGAGGUCACGCGGGGAUCGACAUCCUCGACUUCGACCUGGAGUCGCACGAGGCGGACCCCCUGUUCGAGCAGUUCCGCAUCAGGACCGAGAGCGUCCAGCACAGCGAGCCGGAGGUGUUCCUGGUGGCGGAGACGCUGCAGUCGGGGCCCGACUUCAAGCACCAGGACGACGCCGACCGGUGGGUCCAGGAGGCCAUCAAGAACGGCAACAAGGGCAUAUUCAAGAAGAAUACGCUCAAGAGGAUCGACAGACUCAUGAAGGAGUAUGCGGUCAUAUUCGAUGUGCUGCGCGACAAUAACGAGACGUUUCUCUGGGGGCUGUUUGCGAAGGAGGCGCGUUUUACUCGUGUAGCUUCGAAGGGAGGUCACGCGAAUGCGACCCCCUCGGAUUUAACGACAGGUGUGAACUUCAACGACCCGAAGGUGCGAUCGGAUUUUCUGUUUUUGAUCAGGAUCUUUAAGCCCUGGAUGGUUUCGGUCGCAUUCCCGUGCACCGCCCACUCGAAUAUGCAAGAGUUUCAACGUGCUCAGGGCAUGGGCGACCGGGUGGACGACCUGAUCCAGGAGUUUGAGCCGCUGAUCAGCUUCUCAGCGGAGGUGCUCCAGAUACAAGCUGAAGGUGGACGCAUCGGCAUCGGCGAGAAUCCUCUCACCAGCCGGGCGUGGCGGGAAGCACCGAUCGCGAACCUGCUCAGCUGGCACGGUGACAAGCCACCGCUCUACGAGACGGUCACGCUGCACCAGUGCAUGUACGGGCUCACGGACAGCUACGGCGACCCGAUCCGCAAGCCGACGCGCAUGAUGGUGCCCAACGGCUCGUGCUUUUCCGACUGGCUCGAGCGCAAGUGCGACGGGAGCCACAAGCACGCCGACAUGGUUGGGCGCAGCGCGGAGCUGGCACAGGCUAGCGCCUGGCCGGACGACCUGGGCAAGACCUUGGUGGCUGCGGGCACUCACGAGCUGGCGCGACGGAGCAGCCCGAAGGAGAUGCGCAUCGGGAGCAAUACGACGAAGUCCCCGAGCAAGCAGGUGGUGAACGCUGUGGCUAAGGCGUUCAGGCUGAGGAAGGAGCUGAUCGACGUGCGCGUACUGACGGGCACCGAGGAGAUUACACCACCUCGUGGAGCUAUACGGAGGAUCUACGCGAUGUACUCCGACGAGGGAGUGCUGGCGGACUACAGCGACGCCUACGCGGGCGACCAGGACUUCGCGACGGUCAAGACGGCUAAGCGGUUCCCGACGGACACGGUGAUCGCGAUCUACGUGAACGAGCCGAAGGUGCAGACGUCAUACCCUGCGACGGUGCACAUCUAUGGGAGCAAGCCGAAGGCUUUCACUCCAGACGACCGCGAAGCUGACGAGGCACAUCGAGACCUACAGCGAGAGGGCGAAGGCUUCGGAGACAAGCCUUCGGACAUCACCACGGCCCAGUGGGGCGCGCUCAAGAAGCUCCACCUGAACCUGAGCCACCCUUCGGCUCACGCACUACAGCGACGCCUGAAGUCCUACGGGGUGUCGCAGAAGGUUCUGGACGCGGUGGACAAGCUGGACUGCGUCGUGUGCAAGGAGCUCGGCAGACCGACGACGACACGGAGCUCCAACCUGAAGCUCUCGACGGAGUUCAACCAGAACGUGUUCUUGGACGAGGCCGAGGUGAUCCUCUCGGACGGGACCAGGCUGAUGGUCAUGGUGAUCCUGGACGAUGCCUCGGGUUUCAGGGUCAUCAUCCCUACAAAAGCGGUGAGGUCCAUCACCGGAGAGGAGAGCUUGCGAUGCUUUUCGCAAGGUUGGUUGUCGUGGGCUGGUGCGCCUAAGGUGCUCUACUACGACGCGGCCAAGGGCCACAUCACGAAGCGGUUCGUGGAGGUCGGCGACAAGUACAACAUCCUGAUGAGGCCGGUCCCAGCAGAGGCGCCACAGCUGAAAGGUCGAGUGGAGCGAGCGAUCGACUUCUUCAAGGACCACUUCCAGCGCCUCAACCGCGACGUGCAGCUCACUAAGGACGACGACCCGCACGUGUGGACAGCGGUGAUCGCUAGCACGUGCAACGAUCAUAUUCGGCGGAACGGCUUCACACCAAACCAGUACGUGCUGGGCAAGUCGCCCGGGGUUCCGGCCUCGCUGAUCGAGGCGAUGGAGGGCGACCAGCGGCAACUGGCAGCACAGAGUGCAGCGCUCUUCGAGGACGGACCGAGAAGGGCAGAACAGAUACGCGCUGCGGCGAACCGGGCGUUCUUCGAGCUGGAUAGCGACGACGCCGUCAGGAGGGCCAUGGUCGGCCGCGUUCGCCCGCCGCGCGGGCCGUUCGUACCGGGCCAGCUGGUAUACUACUGGCGCGAGGUGAAGCACGUGAAGUCGAAGAGGCUCCAGGGCGAGCACGGCUGGCGUGGACCCGCGAUCGUGUUGGCCACCGAGGGCCACACGAGGCUGCAUCUCAGCUAUCGCGGCGUGCCAGUGCUCGUGACGCCGGAGCAGGUACGACACGCCUCGCGGAACGAGGCGGAGAUGGUGGAGAACGAGGACCUGGUCAGGCAGCUAUCCCACUGGCGUGGAGGACCGACUCUACAGAAGGGGUUCAUCGAUGAGCGUGGACCUGGGCCUGACGGGAGCGACAAGACGGGCGUGCGCCGCGAGAGGGACGAGAAGGACUCGGACCACGAGGACGACGCGGGCGACCCGCCUGUGGCUAAGGCGCCGCGCGCCGAGCCAGCACCACCACCACCGAAGCCGGUGAUCGAGGCGACGCCGAAGAAGCAGCCCAAGGAUGCAGAUCGCGAACGCAUGCGACUACGACGCGAAGCUCUAAAGAACAGCUCCAUGCGGCUGCCGAAGAUCAAGGACGACCCGACGGACCAGGACGCCCUGCUCAUCAAGGUCAAGAACCGCACGAGGGACGCGUUCCUAGCUCGGAGGACCGACACGCAGAAGAAGCAGGUCACGCCCAAGAAGGGCCGGGAGCUACGCAGCAUCCCACCUGAGUGGAAGGCGGCCUUCGACGCGAGCGACCUGGAAGAGUGGCGCAAGUGGGUCGAGUACGACGCCGUGGAGUGGCCCACUGACGAGGAGCUCGCGGGAGUCGACCAGUCGGCGAUCCUGCCCAUGAGGCGCGUCCGCACGGACAAGAACGAGGCGACGAGAGGCAACUUGUCGUACGAGCAGCAUCCGCUCAAGGCGAAGUCCAGGAACAUCGUCCCGGGCUAUAAGGACAAGCAGCUGCUCGCGGGGGAGUUGAAGACCAACGCUCCAACGCUGACGGACGUGGCCACGGCGGUGAUCGUGCAGGAGGCGGCCAGCCAGGAGGGCUGGAGGCUGGAGCAAGGCGACGUCGACUCGGCGUUCUUGAACGGGAAGUACCUCGACGACUCUCGGCGCGUGUACUUUCGUGCGCCGAAAGGCGGACUGCCGGCGGUGCCCGAGUUGGGCUGGCCAGCGGUUCCCGAGGGGACGGUGCUGAAAGCGAAGAAGGGCAUCUACGGGCUGAACGACGCACCACUGCUGUGGUACGAGGAGCAUCGAGAUACCAUACUGUCCCUGCCCGGUGCAUCAAAGUCGAAGCUGUGCCCGGCUCUCUUCAUCUUCCACGAUGAGCACGGGAAGCUGAUCGGCCUGAUCGGGACGCAUGUGGACGACGAUUUGGUAGCGGGCUCGCCCGAGUUCUUCGCUAACCAGGUGGCCAAGCUGAGGAAGAUUCACUGUUGCGGCAAGUGGCAGACGGCGAAGGCCGGCUUCCAUCAUUGCGGGCGCUUCCUCAAGCAGAACGACGAUGGCACCAUCACUUGCAGCCAGAAGGAGUACACCGAGAGCAUCGAGAAGAUACCGAUCUCGAGCGAGCGUCGCAAGGACAAGGAGGCGAAGGCUACUGCUGAGGAGAGGGCGAUGCUCCACAGUGGCAAUGGCCAGAUCCAGUGGCUGGUGCGGUCGACCCGCAUGGACUUGGCGUUCCGGCUGGUGGAAAGCCAGGCCAGGGCUCACGACAGCGACCUGAAGGUUCAGGACCUGCUGGAUUUCAACAAGCUGGUGAGUGACGCCAAGACGGACCACGUGGACAUCACCUUUCAGAAGAUCAACAUAGACGACGCGAUCGUGGUUGCAGUUGGAGAUUCUAGCCAUGGCAACGUGGGCAAGACGAAGACCGCUAGCCAGGCGGGCUUGGUCAUCCUGCUCGCGGACAACAAGGACGACAAGUUCCUGCAGGGUAGACCGGCCAAGGUCACACCCAUGCUGUGGCGAUCACACCGCAUCAAGCGAGUGGUCCGCAGCACCCUCUCUGCCGAGACGAUGGCGGCGCUGGAGGCGGUCGAGAGCGGGGACAUGCUGAGGCAGCACCUGGUGGAGCUGCACUACGGGCUCGGCUACCGGACUCACAUGGAGGACGUGAAGGCCAUCAAGAUGGUGGAGGUCACGGACUGCAAGUCGCUCUACGACCUACUCCAGAAGCGAGGGACGGUACCCUCCGAGAGGCGGCUGCUGAUCGACAUCGAGGCGCUCAGGAAUGACUUGGAGUUCAACAACGUGGUGAGCAAGUGGGUGAACACAAAGCAGAUGCUCGCCGACUGCCUCACCAAGAACGACGUGCGCGCUGGCGACUACAUGAGGUACGUGCUCCAGACCGGCGAGUACCGGCUCACCGAGGACCUCAUGGCCGACCAGAUCAUAGCCAAGCAGAGGAUGGAGCUCAAGGGACGCAGGGGCGAGUACUACCGCGCGAAGUACCCCAAGAGACUGCGACCUGCCGAACAACACUACGUUCACGAAGGCUACACUUACUUCGAGGAGUGCAUCGCGGACGUUCGGUACAACGCGCGUGUGCUACAGCCUGCUCCGAAGCCAUACCUCCGAUGGCGUAUGACACUCGGCCAGCGCGAGGACGACGUCUACUACGAGAAGCUUGAGGAGAUGGUCGACUGGUCUGGCCUGGACCAGGUGUCGAAGCGCAGGAGGAUCCCCACGCAGAUUCGGAAGCUGCUGACGAUCUAUGCGCCGACCAAGGCCGCCCUCGAGCGCUACGAGAAGGACUUCACGGAGAAGCACGUUAUCAAGAAGCCGAAGGUGACCGACGAGGGCGACAUGCAGGACAAGCUGGACGUUACCGAGGAUCUUGGUGCGAUCGUGGAGUCGGCCGAGACGGUGAAGGUGGACGGCACCAACGAGGUCGCGGAGAUCUACAUGAUGGACGCUGCGGGUGCCGAGACCGAGGAGGUCAAGUCAGGCGCCGCCGCGGCCGCGACGGUGGUUGUGUGCGCAGUGUGUCGCAUGGUGGUGGACCAGUGCGAGUGUGGACCGCGAACCCGCAAGAAGGCCAACCAGCGAUCAUCGUGCUCAACACAUCCAGGAGAGCUACCGCCAGUACCAGGUGACGACGAUGAAGGCGGCGAUGACGCCGGUGACUGGGAAAAGCUACCACACCGACUCUACCAGGAGCGGCAGAAGUCUACGACACCGACGAAGAAGGCCAUGAUGAAGGCACGCGCGUUGCACGAGAAGACCAAGCACGCAUCCUACAUGCAGAUCGAGGAGGACUUCGGCGAAGUGCUGGAGGAAGGUGUCCUGGAGGCGUACGAGGUGGUCGUCAAUAACUGCGCCGUGUGCCGGAAGGACAAGAAGAUCUACGACACAGUGCAACGCGGAAUCAAUAACAAGGAGUUCUGGAUGGACGGGUCCGGCAGCAGCCACAAGGGGAAGAGCCAGGGCAAGACCGACCCCAGCUCAGACCACUGCGAGCACCCGAAGGAGAAGCUCACGACCCGAGGGAGCAACCAGUACAAGGACAAGCUGAGGUGCAUGCAGUGUGGCUCACUGCUGGUGGACACCGACACCGACUGGUGGCGACAGGAGAAGGAGUAUCGUGCCCAGGAGAAGCUCCUCCGUGCUGAGAAGGAGAAGCAGGUGCAAGCUGAGAUGAGGGCCAUCCGCUUGCGUGACAUGUACCAGAAGGCCUCUGGGCACGAGCUCGACAUCUCCGACGUGAGCUACCACGUGGAGAACUACCACACUGCCAUUUUGGCAAGCACGGGCAUCCUCGCGGUUUGCGACGACGCCUUUCUGGCGCUGCGAGCUGCGUCGCCCAGCGAGUCGUUCGACGAGCCCCGCCGGCCUGGCGAGACGGACGACGGGGAAGGCGAGGACGUCGAUUUGAGCAGGCUCGGGACGUUGCGGUUCGCUUUCGACGUGAUCCACCAGGGGAUGAAUUGCGAGAGCUCCACUGCGUUGGAGCUCACGAGGGAACUGCAGCAGUGGGUCGAGGAGAAUGAAGGCGUGGACUACAAGGGGAUGAAGACGAGGCACUGGGCCAGACGCCUUACGCGCGGGCUGGGCAGGCACCGCGCGCUGCGGCAGUGGCUCUGGACGAAGGGCGUGGCCCACACGCUCGAGGAGCUCACGCGGCGCAGCGAGCAGCACACCCAGCGCUACGAGGCCAUCAGCCACCACCACGCCGCCCUGCGGGGCGAGGUCGUGGACCUGGACGGCAACGACCUGCAGGAGGUCACGCCGGAGGAGUACGCCCAGGCCGUGGCGUUCAUGGUGUCGGAGUGGUGGGUCUGCAAGACGCGCUGGUGGAUCAUGAAGAUGAUCGACGAGUUUUACCUCUUGUCCCCAGAGAUGCUGAUACGGGGACAUCCUCGCUGGGCGUUCAGGAACGGUGGCACACCUGAAGGUUGGAAGCGCUACAAAGUCCCGGGCAAAGGGGAGAUGUGGUGGAACCCCAAGACCAAGCGGAUGCAGCGCGGGGCGCCGGAGCAAGAGUCGCCGGAGCGCAGCCGCACGAGCUCCCGCCGAAGCGGGAGCCGCCCCUGGCGCUGCUCGACAUCGGCAGCUGCACCAACCCCUUUGUGGAGCACCAGUUCAUGGUCGAGCCGCUGGCGCUGGACACACCCGGCGCUCAGAGAAAAGGAACAGGCAGAUUUCCUGCAGUUGCCAGUGGUCGACGCAGAGCCUGGCGCUGAAGGAGAGCGCUUCACCCUGAACGAGGACGGGAGCCUCCGCUCGAUCACCGCCGGCUCGUUCGACGUGGCGGUGUUGUCGCUGGUGUUGUCCUACGUCCCGACCCCCCUCCAGAGACUCGAGAUGAUCCGCAAGGCGCGACGCUGCUUGACCGACGAGCGCGGCCUCCUCUUCGUCGUGGAGGCGGGGCGAGUAGUGCCGAGCAGGGAGUUCUACGAGGGUGACCCCGCUACCGAGUGGUCCAACGCGAUCUCGAAGUGUGGCUUCAAGUGCAUCCGCUACGCGGACUGGACCAGGUCUUCGAGCACAAGAAGAGGUACGACGUUCACCAGUGGAUCUUCGAGACCGCCCCGGUGGAUCCCGACGUGGAGCCCGAGCCGCUCUUCGUGGGCAAGGAGAGUACGUUGCGAAGACGCUCGGUUACAAGGAGCCCUGGAAGAAGCUGAGCAGCCAGCCGCUCACGACUUAGGGCCUCCUGGAAGCAGCGGCCGUGAACUCGCCCGGUUGUGCUCCGAGGGCGCCUCGGGCGGCGCAGGCCGCCAGGGCCCCAGGGGCGCGCGUUGCCACCCCGCAAAACCUUCCUGGCGGCUCGAGCAGGGCGCGUCGUCGGGGUGCGCCGCCGCCAGGGCCUCCCGGCGCCCUGGAGGCUGGUGCCAGGCCUCUCUCCGGGGGCUCAGCCACAAAGUCCGUUGGGCCGUCGGGAGCUCGGCCCCGCGCGAGGGGGCCGACGGCUCCCCUGCGCCGCGCGGUUUGCCCUGCACCGUCCGCGCGUGCCGCUGGUAG
Messenger RNA from Prorocentrum cordatum, 9351 nucleotides. The record is from the annotation of a GenBank genome assembly. Lineage: Eukaryota; Dinophyceae; Prorocentrales; Prorocentraceae.